Molecule: messenger RNA, 424 nt
Organism: Podarcis lilfordi (Lilford's wall lizard)
Lineage: Eukaryota; Metazoa; Chordata; Lepidosauria; Squamata; Lacertidae
Source: the annotation of a GenBank genome assembly
GCUUCCAAGAAUUAGAGAGUCUUCAAUGUAUGGAUGAACCAGAAGCAUUGCCGCCGCAGAGACUUAAGCGCAAUCAUAGGAGGCUGACGCUCAUUAGGAUUAAACAAACAGCAGUAAGUGAUCUUUUGGAGUUCACUUAAACAACCAAGACAAUUACUGUCUUUUCUUGUCCCAUGGUUGAUUUUGGCCCCGAGUCAACGAUGUGAGUGAUAACAGGUAUGCUUUGUGCCGUUGUCUUCGCAAGAUCUUCAUGCUGUCUGUCUUGCACAAUGCUGAAUUCAGCACUCUACAUCUCAAGCAACCAGUUUCUGAAAAUGCAGACAGCCGCCUCUUUUUGGACAGGAAUGAUGAAAACUUCAUUGGAGUCUGUGUGAUUGACAGCACGGCUUUGCAGAGUGGCCGAGAAAUGUAUCUGCUGCUUUGA